GCUCGGGCGGCUCUCCCGCCAGCAGCCAGGAAGCAAGCCGCAGCCGCCACGUCCUGGCAGAGCCGGCGGCCGGGGCUUGGAGCGAGCCCGGGGCGCCGUGGACAGGAUUUGGAAAGUAAUGCAACAGAACACUUUUGAAGAAAGCAGAUACCCCUGGCAGGAAUCGUUUGAAAAUGUCAGUGCCUGCAUGCCCUUCCGUUGCCCACGAUGUGGGGACCACACCAGAUUCCGGACCUUGUCGUCCCUGAGAGCUCACCUCGAAUAUAACCACAGCUAUGAAGAAAGAAGCCUCCUAGCAAAAUGCAAUCUCUUUUCUUCCUUCAAAGAUGUAGACCUGAUCUCUGCUUCCGAGCCCCUGACGCAAGGCAUGCUUGGGGACAGCGCCAGUAUCAUGAAACCAAAGCCCCCCUACCUAAGCUUCUGCGAUGCAGCCCACGAAAACACAAAGAACAGGAAGCCGUUGGAAGUGGAGGCAGAGCAACCCGCAUCAUUUGGGACAAAUUACAGGAUGGGUGAUUCCAACGACGAGCUCCUUUCAAAACCGAGUCUGGCAACCAUUGACUCCAAAGCUUCGUUUGAGGCCCAUGUGAGAGAGAAAUUCAACCGAAUGGUGGAAGCGGUGGAUAAAACGAUCGAGAAGCGGAUCGACAAGCUUACCAAAGAGUUGGCUCAAAAGACUGCCGAAUUGCUGGAGGUUCGAGCGGCCUUUGUGCAGCUUUCUCAGAAGAAACAAGAAGUGCAGAGGCGUGAGCGGGCGCUGAACAGACAGGUGGAUGUCGCAGUGGAAAUGAUUGCAGUGCUGAAACAACGCCUCACGGAGUCUGAGGAAGAGCUCCACAGAAAGGAAGAAGAAGUAGUUACAUUUAAUCACUUCCUAGAGGAAGCUGCCGAAAAGGAGGUCCGCGGCAAAGCAAGGCUCCAGCACUUCAUUGAGAAUCUGCUGCAGCGAGUUGAUCUGGCAGAAAAGCAGCUGGAGUAUUACCAGAAUCAGCAGAUCAUGGCCAAUUAUAGUGAUGUCAAUGAACACGUGUUUACAGACAUCUCAUCCAGUAAGAAACCCCGAUGCCUCAGGCGGGGAAGCCAGCACGCUUUUUAUAGCAGCCCUGAUGCAAAACCUCACCCUUUUCAGAAGGGAAGACUGCACCUGAAGAAAACCAAGGAGGACAAAACGGGGGCCCAUCCAGUUAAACUCUUUUAUGAACCUGUUGACUGCUCAAGGGAGCUUUGGAGACCUCUGAAGAAAGGGGAAGCACCAAAUGUUGCCCGAAAGGUUAAUGCAAAGUCAAAGAUCAGUAAAAAAAGCAAACAACUCUAUUGAGAAUCUAUAUAGGAAUAUAUUAUAUAUCUAUUCUAUCUAUAUAUAUAUAGUGCAAGAACUGGCAGCCCUGGGCUACCACAGAUAGAUAUUAAAUCACAUCCAUUGUCUAAUUGCUGUAUCUUUCCCUAUUCAUUUGGGCUACAAUGAAAUAUUUAAUAGAUAAUCAUCAAUACGUAAAUAGAGAAGACUAAUUGAACUGCCUCAUUUCUAGGACUUUGGUCGUCUACAUGAGGUGCUGCUUUAUUUUUGCAAAAACGUUAUUUAAAUUAAAUACAACAUUUCACUGUGCACACAUUCCUGAUCUGACAGACAUUCGUUUUAAAAGUCUGUUCUGUUGAUUUGACUCACGGGAGUUCCUUCCAUCGGCACCUUGAUGAACGAGUUUUGGGGAGCUUUGGGCUUGGAUGGGAUUAGAGACUGAUCCUGUCAUCCUCAAUGCACUGAAUGCCGAGUGUCUCCUUUUGCUUUCAGGGCAAAACAGCAUAGUGGCAUUUCUUGACGUACAGUCAGCUGUAAGGGGUUUGUCUCCCCUCUCCCCUGCCACUGCUGCUUCCUCCGAUCACCCAGGACAGGCGGUGGGGAGGAACCAUUUGACAAUGGCAGCCGACAGCAACAGAGAAGCAGAUACUGUCAUGGUCCCGAUCCCGGUGCUGGGAGAAAAACAGAUGCCUUUUAAGUUGAGCAAAAGACAGUGUGAGAGCAUCAGGGCUGCCUUUUACUCAGAGAGUAUAGUGGGAGAAAUUCAUUCUGUUUUUUCAUUCAGCAGCACAUUUACUCCUGUGGUACAGACAGCACUACAGUAAAGCACUAUAGUAAUUAUUUCUGUGCCUUGGAGGAUCAGCGCAAAUGCAGCCAUUUAUUUUUAUUUAUAUCCCCUUUUUUGAAAAAUACCACCCUUUUUCAUGGUGCUCAGAAUGAUAUAAUGGUGGAUUGCCACUUUUUAUUCUCCAGUCUUGGGCUGAUAAAGAGUGAUUGGACCAAAGUUGUUCAUUGAGUGUCAGAGCAGAGUGGGGGAUUUGAACUCAGGUCUCCUUGUUCCAUGACGUAACAUUCUAUCCAAGGUAUGACACUGUAUACCUUAGAGGAGAAGUCUUCAACCUUUCCUGACACAAGAUUUGCGUUUAACUCCCAGGGGUAGCCUGGGACCUACUGAGCUACAAGCACAUAACAGGAAGUUGUAUGUCAUCACAGUCAUGUGACAGGAAGAUCAAAUGAUAUACAAUGUAGGUUGCAAUCUGAACAGUGCCUUGGAGACUUAGUUUUCUAAGUGGGAUAUAAGGGUAAUAAAGAUGGUGCCAGAAUUCUUCCCUAGUAUAGCAGCCCAGAUUCGAGGCAGUAACAGAAGUUCCAUGUCCGAGGAAGAGCUCUACCUCACCUGUAGCCCAUGGAUUGGGGCCUGUUUAGCCAAAAUAGUCAAUGCUCAAAGUCUCAUUUUAUGAUCUGAAUGCGGACAGUACAUCAGCCUUUCUGAAGCUAGGCAGGCCUGGACAUGGGAACAUUUGGGAAUCCUAGGGAGACAGCCUUGGGCUCGGCGAGGCAGAGGUGUGAUAGAAUACAUUCAUUUUUUUGCUUGCAUCAUCAUCAUCACUAUUAUUAUUGCACUUGAUGGGCAGGAUCAUCAAGGAGCCUCUUUAAGAUAAGUUGGUCUCAGACUUUUUAAGGCUUAAAAAAAAACCUUUUUACUGCACAGAAUUGUGCUGAGGGAUGCCGGGCCCAACUAACAUCCCCAAUGCCAAGCAGCCGCUAGAAUUCAGUUGAAUGCUGCCCAGCACUGAAGGAGCCCCCCCCCCACACACACACACAUUCCCUGGCCAUACAGCAAAUAAGUGGCUGGCUUAGGCAAACUCCAUCAAUAGCUGCCUCAAGGUGCUUGCUGAGUUUUUUUGUGCCCAUC
Eublepharis macularius is the source of this 3212-nucleotide messenger RNA. RefSeq names its product zinc finger protein 365 (gene ZNF365). The record is from RefSeq and is a predicted model, not a curated record. Gene Ontology annotation, biological process: regulation of double-strand break repair via homologous recombination; regulation of neuron projection development; telomere maintenance. The transcript has 5 exons. The coding region runs from base 119 to 1318 and encodes 399 amino acids. Gene Ontology annotation, cellular component: centriolar satellite. NCBI's taxonomy places the organism in Eukaryota, Metazoa, Chordata, Lepidosauria, Squamata, Eublepharidae.